This is a messenger RNA of Heterobasidion irregulare TC 32-1, 489 nucleotides long. RefSeq names its product mitochondrial import inner membrane translocase. Gene Ontology annotation, cellular component: TIM23 mitochondrial import inner membrane translocase complex. The record is from RefSeq and is a predicted model, not a curated record. The annotation marks the transcript as partial. NCBI's taxonomy places the organism in Eukaryota, Fungi, Basidiomycota, Agaricomycetes, Russulales, Bondarzewiaceae. Gene Ontology annotation, biological process: protein import into mitochondrial matrix. The transcript is spliced from 3 exons.
UCAGCCCCAAAAAUCAUCAUCCAGAUCCUCAUCACUGGCACGCAGAUAUUCGGCAAGGCCCUGUUCGAGGCGGGGAAACAGGCCGUCAAAAACGCGAAGCACCGGCCAGAUGGGUCAAUCGGUGGCGACGUGGCGGGCGUCGGCAACGCCAAGUCGGGCUCGCUGACGGAUCGUCUUACGCGGGACCACAGGAUGACGCUCGACGAGGCGCAUCUCAUUCUGAACGUCAAGCGAACCGAGGCCAUGGAGCAAAUCAUGCGCAAUUACGAGCAUCUCUACAAGGCGAAUUCCCCGCCCGCGGCGCCACCAAAAUCGACACCCGGUACACGAGGAGCUGCACCAUCAUCGUAUUCGCACUACAUCCAGUCGAAGGUCGUCCGCGCGCGCGAGCGAAUCGAGGCCGAGCUCAAAGUCGCAGAGGAGCCCCCCACCACGCCGCCACCGCCAUCCGAGCCCGGGCCCAGCGCCGGCGCGCAAUCGUCCAGUUGA